UCCCCUCGGUUCUCUUUGCUAGGUCCCCCCGUCGGGCUUUCCCGCUCUCCCUUAGACCUGCUCCUCAGCUCGUGUUUCUCUUUUUCUCAGACCUCUCCCAGACCGCGGUGUUUCCAGGAAAGCUUACCGAGGCCACGAGGAGGGCUUCCCGGCAAGUAGAACAGGAAAGACACGCGGGAAGCCCGGCCUGUUCCGGGCGGGAGGAGAGGAGCACGGGUACAGGAUGGCGGUCAGCCUGGAUAAAGAGGCCUAUUACCGGCGCAUCAAACGACUGUACAGCAACUGGAAGAAAGGCGAAGAUGACUUUGCAAGCGUGGAUGCCAUUGUGGUAUCGGUGGGAGUGGAUGAGGAGAUUGUAUAUGCCAAGUCUACUGCCUUGCAGACAUGGUUAUUUGGGUAUGAGCUGACUGAUACAAUAAUGGUGUUCUGUGAGGAGAAGAUCAUAUUUAUGGCCAGCAAGAAGAAAGUGGAAUUUCUCAAGCAGAUUGCAAACACCAAAGGGAAUGAAAAUGCGAAUGGCACUCCUCCUAUAACACUGCUUAUCCGAGAGAAGCAAAAUGAGGGGAACAAGGCCAACUUUGAUAAGAUGAUUGAAGCCAUUAAAGGGAGCAAGAAAGGGAAACGCAUUGGAGUUUUCAGCAAGGAUAAAUUCCCUGGGGACUUCAUGAAAAGCUGGUAUGACUGCGUAACUAAAGAGGGGCUGGAGAAGGUUGAUAUCAGUGCCGCUGUAGCUUAUACCAUCGCAGUGAAAGAGGAUGGAGAGCUGAACCUUAUGAAAAAAGCAGCCACCAUCACCUCAGAUGUUUUUACCAAGUUCUUCAAAGAGCGUGUCAUGGAGAUUGUGGACGCAGAUGAGAAAGUUCGACACAGUAAACUGGCCGAGUCUGUUGAGAAAGCUAUUGAAGACAAAAAAUAUCUCGGUGGCACAGAUCCCUCCACAAUUGAAAUGUGUUACCCCCCUAUUAUCCAGAGUGGAGGCACUUAUAAUCUCAAAUUCAGUGUGGUUAGUGACAAAAAUCACAUGCACUUUGGAGCGAUCACAUGCGCGAUGGGGAUCCGCUACAAAUCCUACUGUUCCAAUCUGGUACGAACACUUGUUGUAGACCCUACCCAGGAAAUGCAAGAUAAUUACAACUUUCUGUUGCAAUUGGAGGAUGAGCUGUGCAAAGAACUUAAGCACGGUGCAAAAAUUUCUGAUGUCUACCAAACCAUCAUGGAUCAAGUGAAGAAGCAAAAACCGGAGCUGUUGAACAAAAUCACCAAGAACUUGGGUUUUGCAAUGGGUAUUGAAUUCCGAGAAGGUUCACUUGUAAUCAACAGCAAGAACCAAUAUAAACUAAAGAAAGGUAUGGUGUUUAGUGUUCACCUGGGGUUGUCAGACCUCUCCAACAAGGAAGGAAAGAAAGCAGAAGAAAAAACCUAUGCUCUCUUUGUGGGAGACACUGUUCUUAUCAAUGAGGAAGGACCAGCGGCUGUACUCACUAAUGUUAAGAAGAAGGUGAAGAAUGUGGGAAUUUUCUUGAAGAAUGAGGAUGAGGAGGAAGAAGAAGAGGAGGAGAAAGAUGAAGCAGAAGACCUCCUGGGUCGAGGAUCCCGUGCUGCAGCCCUUCUGACAGAUAGGACCAGAAAUGAAAUGACUGCGGAGGAGAAACGCCGCACUCAUCAGAAGGAGCUGGCUAACCAACUAAAUGAGGAAGCAAAAAGAAGACUUACCGAGCAGAAGGGAGAGCAGCAGACUUUGAAAGCUCGAAAAUCCAAUGUUUCAUACAAAUAUUCAUCUCAAAUGCCAAAGGAGCCAGAGAUCCGUGAGAUGAAGAUUUAUAUUGACAAGAAGUAUGAGACUGUCAUCAUGCCUGUGUUUGGUAUUGCUACACCCUUCCACAUUGCCACAAUCAAGAAUAUUAGCAUGUCAGUUGAAGGUGAUUAUACCUACCUCAGAAUCAACUUCUACUGCCCGGGUAGUGCCCUUGGGCGAAACGAGGGCAACAUCUUCCCCAAUCCUGAUGCCACAUUUGUUAAGGAAAUAACAUACCGAGCCUCAAACAUGAAAACCCCAGGAGACCCCAGUGUGCCAUCACUCAACUUGCAGAAUGCCUUCCGUAUUAUCAAGGAGGUCCAGAAAAGAUACAAGACAAGGGAAGCUGAGGAGAAAGAAAAAGAGGGUAUAGUAAAGCAAGACUCCCUUGUUAUUAAUCUCAAUCGUAGCAACCCCAAGUUGAAAGAUUUGUACAUCCGGCCCAAUAUAGCUCAAAAAAGAAUGCAAGGCUCCCUUGAAGCUCAUGUCAAUGGUUUUCGCUUUACAUCCGUGCGAGGAGACAAAGUGGACAUUUUAUACAAUAACAUCAAACAUGCCAUAUUCCAGCCAUGUGAUGGGGAGAUGAUAAUUGUUUUACAUUUCCACCUUAAGAAUGCCAUAAUGUUUGGGAAGAAGAGGCAUACAGAUGUUCAGUUCUACACAGAGGUUGGAGAGAUUACCACGGAUUUAGGAAAGCACCAGCAUAUGCAUGACCGCGAUGACCUGUAUGCUGAACAGUUGGAAAGAGAGAUGAGGCACAAGUUGAAAACUGCCUUCAAGAACUUCAUUGAAAAGGUUGAAUCUUUGACAAAAGAAGAUCUGGAGUUUGAAGUCCCUUUCCGAGACCUAGGGUUCAAUGGAGCUCCAUAUAGAAGCACCUGUUUGUUGCAACCAACCAGUAGUUCUUUGGUUAACACCACAGAGUGGCCUCCGUUUGUCGUGACUCUGGACGAGGUGGAGCUUGUUCACUUUGAGAGGGUGCAAUUCCAUUUGAAGAACUUUGACAUGGUUAUUGUCUACAAGGACUACAACAAAAAGGUCACAAUGAUCAACGCCAUCCCAGUAGCUUCGCUCGACCCAAUAAAAGAGUGGCUUAACUCCUGUGACAUCAAGUACACAGAGGGGGUGCAGUCACUGAACUGGACCAAAAUCAUGAAAACCAUUGUAGAUGAUCCAGAGGGAUUCUUUGAACAGGGUGGUUGGUCCUUCCUUGAGCCAGAGGGCGAGGGAAGUGGUGCAGAAGAAGAUGGAUCAGAAUCUGAAAUAGAAGAUGAGACCUUUAACCCCUCAGAGGAGGAGUAUGAGGAAGAGGAGGAGGACAGUGAUGAGGAUUACUCUGAUGAGACAGAGGAGUCAGCUUAUAGUGAAGAUUCCCUGGGUAGUGAUGAGGAGAGUGGGAAAGACUGGGAUGAACUUGAAGAAGAAGCUAGGAAAGCUGACAGAGAGAGUCGUUACGAAGAGGAGGAUGAACGCCCCAAAAUUAAUUCUAAAAAGAGGAAGAGCCAUGCACCUGCUCCCACCCCAUCAAAAAAGAGGAGGAAGUGACAUCCAUUACCGCAGAUAUUUCUUCCCCUUUCUGUUCUAUAUUCCCAUCCCUUUUCCCAAUUUUUCACCACUUCCAAAAUUCAGGAUUUCUUAACUACCUUCACACGGCCUGUGAGUCUGAGACAUUCUGCUUUAGCUGCUUCUGCAGACUGUUGGCUAAUGAAGGUUAAAUGGACCAAUACACCAAUACUUUUUAUUUUUUUUCUCCUUUUCCCUUCCAUUACUGGACUGAAAAAAGUUGGCAUUGCAAUGAGAACUUCAUUACAGAUAAAAUUUGAAAUAUUCUUCAUUUUAUUUUUGUCUGGGGGAAAAAUGAAAUUUUUUUUGUAUCCAUGGCACUUUCUGUGCUUCAGGGACAGUGUAAUGCUGUGACAGUGUAGUGGUUUAGAGCAGCUCCUGAAACCACUUGUGCUGAUUUGCUGGUUUGCUUGUUCCCUGUGCGUUUGACCAAUUAUUUCCUAAUUUUAUACCCCUUCCCUUUGUUUCCUGUGCUGCUCACAUAGAAUUUCAUUAAAAGAGAACUUUUACAUUUUCAUUUGCAGAACACAUUUUGUUUUAAGUAUAAAGAGUCUGAAAUAGUUCUCCUCUCUGCGGCUUCUAACUGUAUUACCCAGCUUUUGAGGUCUUCUUAAUGGCAAUGAUUUAAAUGUUUGAAUAUAUUAUAUUUUUUCCUUUUUUUCCUUCUGUGCUUUUUUUCUCCUCUUAGCAGUGAGGUAUAAGUGGUGUUUUUCAGACUUUGAAGAAAUGUAAACAAAAAAUAAACUCUUUUUGUAAGUAUUUUUUCCUGUUUGCCAUCUUUUUGCAGUUACACGGUGAAUUCUGGUUUUGGAAAAUGCACUGGUUGAAAUGAUUCACCCUGUUAAUGAUGCCUCAAUUUUUCAGUCCCAAUUUAAAACAAUAAAUGAGAUUCCUCAGGGAUAAAUUACAUUUUG
Spea bombifrons (plains spadefoot toad) is the source of this 4272-nucleotide messenger RNA. It is a transcript of the gene SUPT16H, whose product is annotated as SPT16 homolog, facilitates chromatin remodeling subunit. The record is from RefSeq and is a predicted model, not a curated record. Gene Ontology annotation, cellular component: FACT complex. NCBI's taxonomy places the organism in Eukaryota, Metazoa, Chordata, Amphibia, Anura, Pelobatidae. Gene Ontology annotation, biological process: positive regulation of transcription elongation by RNA polymerase II; transcription elongation by RNA polymerase II. Gene Ontology annotation, molecular function: nucleosome binding. Bases 224 to 3340 code for a protein of 1038 amino acids. The transcript is spliced from 26 exons.